GUGUCUGCGAUCAGGUGGCAGCCCCAAGGGAAACUGAUUGCUCAGCUCCGCCAAAGGAAACAAUAACACAAAGUGUUAAUCCGGUAUCCAGAGUCCGCAAAACGUAGCAAUGUCCACAUUGAAUCGUCCCAAGUCUCCGCACACGCCCACCGCCAUCAAAAAGGGCGAGAAGGAGGACAGUUUCUGGGACAAGUUCAGCACCCUGGGUCGCAAACGCGGCACCCGCGAAGUGAAGAAGGUGCAGGAGGAGGGCAAGUACGCCAUUGACUCGCCUGGAUCGCCCAGUCAAUAUGACAUCCCGCCCGAGGACUACGCCCUGCGCGAACACGAACAGCGCGCCGUCAUCGAUCCGCAGUCCAUCAACGAUCCCGAGGUGGUCAAGCUGCAGCGCAUCCUAGUCGACUGGAUCAACGACGAGCUGGCCGAGCAGCGAAUCAUCGUCCAGCAUCUGGAGGAGGACAUGUACGACGGCCAGGUGCUGCACAAGCUCUGGGAGAAGCUCACGGGCAAGAAGCUGGACGUGCCGGAGGUCACUCAGUCGGAGCAGGGUCAGCACGAGAAGCUCAACAUCGUCCUGAAGGCCGUUAACCACACACUCGGCUUUCACCAGAAGAUCCCAAAGUGGUCGGUGGCCAGCGUGCACUCGAAGAACAUCGUGGCCAUCCUGCAUCUGCUGGUGGCACUGGUGCGUCACUUCCGGGCGCCCGUUCGCCUGCCGGAAAAUGUGUUUGUGACGGUUGUGAUCGCGGAAAAGAAUGCGGGAGUGCUGAAUGCCCAGAAGUUCCAGGAGCAAAUAACUUCUGAGUACGAUGACCUGGGUAUGCGCUGCGAAAAGGACGCCUUCGACACGCUGAUCGACUGUGCGCCAGACAAGCUGGCCGUGGUGAAGAAGUCCCUGAUCACGUUCGUGAACAAGCACCUGGCCAAGCUGAACUUCGAGAUAAGCGACCUGAACACGGACUUUCGCGACGGCGUCUAUCUUUGCCUGCUAAUGGGUCUGCUUGGGGGCUUCUUUGUGCCGCUGCAUGAGUUCCAUUUGACGCCGCAGGACGUCGACCAGAUGGUGAGCAACGUGGCAUUCGCCUUUGACCUGAUGCAGGACGUGGGCCUGCCCAAGCCGAAGGCGCGGCCCGAGGACAUUGUCAACAUGGACCUCAAGUCCACCCUGCGCGUCCUUUACAGCCUGUUCACCAUGUUCAGGGACUACGCCUGAGUGGAAUCGCAAUGCCAGAGGGACAACAAGCGGCGCCAAUUUUACAUUUUAUAUUAACCUUUUGUAAUGUUUACACGCUUAAUUUAUGUGCUUUCCAAAGUUGGUUGUACACGGUGCAGCGGCAAAUGCACAGAAUAUCAAAACCAUUAUUAGCGGCUGCAUCGUUUAUAACCAGCUUUAAGAACGGUUUUAUAUAUAUUUAUACAUAUGUAUGUGUCGUAUGUCUAACCACUGCGAGCUGCUCGAUCCCAGGAUGUCCGAAGCAGGGCAGCGAAGAGCUAACCCAAACCCAAACCCGGCGGCCAGUUGUUAACUUGUCCUACUCACGUGCCAGCCGUAGUUACUGUUGUUACUAAGUGAAUUUAAUGUAUUAAUAUACAAUAACUGAGAUUGUGCCUUUAGAUCACUGAGAGCCAUUGCGAAUUAUUUCACAGAUCAGAUAUAAAACAUUUGAAUUUAGAAGUGUACGGAAAAGUCUUCUAAAAUGGUAUUUUUGUACGUUUAAAGUUUGGACUAGAAAAAUCAAUAAAUAUUGCCUUGGCAUAUGUGUUAUUCUA
Messenger RNA from Drosophila elegans, 1770 nucleotides. It is a transcript of the gene parvin, whose product is annotated as beta-parvin. NCBI's taxonomy places the organism in Eukaryota, Metazoa, Arthropoda, Insecta, Diptera, Drosophilidae. Gene Ontology annotation, molecular function: actin binding. Gene Ontology annotation, cellular component: focal adhesion; cytoplasm; actin cytoskeleton. The transcript is spliced from 4 exons. Gene Ontology annotation, biological process: establishment or maintenance of cell polarity; substrate adhesion-dependent cell spreading; actin cytoskeleton organization. The record is from RefSeq and is a predicted model, not a curated record. Bases 110 to 1213 code for a protein of 367 amino acids.